This is a messenger RNA of Drosophila persimilis, 402 nucleotides long. Its product is annotated as SOSS complex subunit C homolog. The transcript is spliced from 2 exons. Lineage: Eukaryota; Metazoa; Arthropoda; Insecta; Diptera; Drosophilidae. Bases 19 to 396 code for a protein of 125 amino acids. Gene Ontology annotation, cellular component: nucleoplasm; SOSS complex; nucleus. The record is from RefSeq and is a predicted model, not a curated record. Gene Ontology annotation, biological process: DNA repair.
AGAAUUUUCACUUAUUUCAUGGCUUUUCCGACAACAAGUGCACAGCAAGCCGAAACAAACCGAAAGAUACUCGAGGACAUCCAGACCAAAAAGCAGCUGCUUGCUGGCGGGAUAAUUAACCUGGGACUGAGCAACACAAAUCAAAUGCCCUCUCCUCAGUUGCUCGGCCAGCCGACAGUAGCACCUGAAUUCCUACCGCAGGGCGUGGGCUUACCCACAAAUGCCACGCCGCCCCGAUCCGCAUUUAACCCUACCAGUUCCACCACUUUGGGCUUCUUUAUCCCCCAAGAUUCGUAUUUUGGAAACAGCUUCAUUCCCGUGCUUCCUCGCCUGGAGCCCUUACCGACGACCACAGCCCCGGCCACGACGACGGCCAGCCACAUCGCACCCAAAUAACCGAAC